Messenger RNA from Paecilomyces variotii, 964 nucleotides. RefSeq lists its product as hypothetical. The transcript has 2 exons. The record is from RefSeq and is a predicted model, not a curated record. Lineage: Eukaryota; Fungi; Ascomycota; Eurotiomycetes; Eurotiales; Thermoascaceae. The coding region runs from base 358 to 837 and encodes 159 amino acids.
AUAGGAGCUCCUGCUUAAGGUGGAAUAGCGGGCCGGAACAAGUAUUAACCGAUGCAUAUACUUCGACCUUCACGUCUUCUUCUUAGAUAGAUUGAUUGGUAAAGAAUAAUCGACAAAGCUUCCAUGCUGCACAUCGAUUACAAUCACCUUUUCCUUUACUGCUGUGAUCGUCCCUAUAGUGCUUAUUUCUCUGGUGGGCAGAGAAGUAUUAAAGAGCUGAGAUGUGCCAUCCAUACCUAGUUGGCAGAAUCUACUCAUCUUCUUCAUCAGCAUUUCUUCUCGCGUUCAGCUCCCGCUCACUGGUAGUCUUUAUUUGGUUUCCCUACACUAGAAUUGCGAAAUUUCUCCAACUUCAAUAUGUCAUACAAAGUUUACAAAGUGAAGUCCAAUCUCGCCAUGCAGGAUCCCGAUAUGCCACCUCGCCGGUAUCACACUGUCAUUUUCGUCGAGACAAACGCUCAAGGGCCUGGCAGCGGCAUCAAGCACCACGUCACUGGCGACAUCGUCAGCGGCAUGCACUAUGAGUCAAAGCCAUACCCCAAUCCUGACAGAUCGGAGAGUCUCUACUCCAAAGAGCUUAUCGGUUACACCGCGGCAUCGACGUAUCCUCACGCCUGGGACGAGAUUCUCAAAAAUGUCCCUCCUCCUCCAAAGCAGAAGGCGUUCAACUCUAAGACCAUGAGAACAGAGCCAGUCAAGUCUUGGAAUCCUCUGACAUUCUACGAGCCUGGGGAACCUCGGAAGCCGUUGAUGAAAUGCACUGAAUGGACGGAACAUAAGGCAAUUCCCGCUCUAAAGAACCAUGAUCUUAUUUCAAGCGGGAUACCCACUUCAUAGGGCAUUGGUACUGUCUUUCAUGAUUUCUGUAAUAUGCCGUUUUCAAGUCAGUAUGGAUUGAUGGAUUGGGAAUAUAUUUCUCUGAAGCAAUAUCUCAUCUGAUUCUGAGCAUCUACCUCGCGGACCG